UAAUCUGGUAUUGAAAGCUAGCAAGCUAAUUGACAAGGCUAACCUAACUGUCUUAUCGUAAGAAGAUUAUCGACACGACUGAAAACAUUUGCAAAGUCUGAAGCCAUGGCGUCUGUGCUUGAUGCUUUGUGGGAAGAUCGAGAUGUCAGAUUCGAUAUAACUGCACAGCAAAUGAAAACCCGCCCAGGUGAAGUCUUGAUAGACUGUCUUGAUUCAAUUGAGGAUACCAAAGGGAACAAUGGUGAUAGAGUGUUCACUACUUUAUUUGCAGGAAGACUCCUGGUAACUAAUUUAAGGAUCAUCUGGCAUUCUCUGGCUUUGCCAAGAGUAAAUUUAUCUGUUGGAUACAAUUCCAUCAUUAACAUCACUACGAGGACAGCAAACUCUAAACUUAGAGGCCAGACGGAAGCACUGUACAUCUUGACCAAGUCAAACAACACAAGAUUUGAGUUCAUUUUUACCAAUGUGGUUCCAGGCAGUCCGAGGCUGUUCACCUCCGUCAUCGCUGUACACAGAGCUUAUGAGACUUCUAAAAUGUACCGUGACCUGAAACUGAGAGGAGCUCUCAUUCAAAACAAACAGCUAAGACUACUACCUCAAGAACAAGUUUAUGACAAAAUUAAUGGAGUCUGGAAUCUAUCCAGUGACCAGGGAAAUCUGGGAACCUUUUUCAUUACCAAUGUUCGGAUUGUCUGGCAUGCCAACAUGAACGAGAGCUUCAAUGUCAGCAUUCCCUAUCUUCAGAUCCGUUCCAUCAGAAUAAGAGACUCCAAGUUUGGUUUAGCGUUGGUGAUAGAGAGCUCUCAGCAGACUGGGGGAUAUGUGCUAGGAUUCAAGAUUGACCCAAUGGAUAAGCUUCAGGAUGCUGUUAAGGAGAUUAACUCGCUGCAUAAAGUGUACUCUGCCAAUCCCAUCUUUGGGGUGGACUAUGAAAUGGAGGAAAAGCCGCAGCCGCUGGACGAGCUGACUGUAGAACAGCUUCCUGAUGAUGUGGAGAUUGAGCCUGAUGAGCAGACGGAUGCCUUCACUGCUUACUUUGCGGAUGGAAAUAAGCAACAAGAUAGAGAGCCGGUGUUCUCAGAGGAGUUUGGCAUCGCCAUCGAGAAGCUGAAGGAGGGAUUCACCCUUCAGGGACUGUGGGAGGUGAUGAGCUGAAAGAAGAUCAAGCACAGCUUUUUCACAUGAGAUUGCCGUACAGUUGUGAUCAGUGAUGUCGUGAAUGUGUAAAUGUAUGUACAAAUAUCAGGUAUUUCACGCCAUAGUUGUAUGUCUAACUUGAGUUUUAUUUUAAAUAUAACAUUCUAGCUACUGUUGGUGUAAAGAUAUUUGGUGAAAUAAUGCUGUAAUCAGGAACUUGAGAUGUGAAAUACAAAGUGUAUGUUUUGUACAUAAAACUUUAUUUGUAAAUGAAUAGAAUUAAUAAAACCAUGCUAUUUUUCAGUUUAUCUGAAGAGUUAAAGA
Molecule: messenger RNA, 1461 nt
Organism: Osmerus eperlanus (European smelt)
Lineage: Eukaryota; Metazoa; Chordata; Actinopteri; Osmeriformes; Osmeridae
Gene: bbs5
Product: Bardet-Biedl syndrome 5
Exons: 12
Coding region: 106-1155 (349 amino acids)
Biological process (GO): cilium assembly; intracellular transport
Cellular component (GO): ciliary basal body; BBSome
Molecular function (GO): phosphatidylinositol-3-phosphate binding
Source: RefSeq, a predicted model, not a curated record